Molecule: messenger RNA, 3021 nt
Organism: Alligator sinensis (Chinese alligator)
Lineage: Eukaryota; Metazoa; Chordata; Crocodylia; Alligatoridae
Gene: TMEM123
Product: transmembrane protein 123
Exons: 6
Coding region: 16-621 (201 amino acids)
Cellular component (GO): cytoplasmic vesicle
Source: RefSeq, a predicted model, not a curated record
CUUCCACCAGCUACUAUGGUUACUUCUGCAUACCUUGACUCAAGUUCCAUGCAGGCUGUGUACUAUGAUAAGGGAGGAGCCAGUCCAAGCAAUGUACCCCAUUCAGUUACAUCUCCAUCAGCCACAACCCCCCAUUCUUCGACAACAGCAAAAAAUGUUAUUCGGACAACCUCAUUGGAUCCCCCUGAAACAGCUAGCACCAGCCAGUCAGCCAAUGGUACCCAGCCGGUCAACACCACCCAGUCAGCCAAUGGUACCCAGCCGGUCAGCACCACCCAGUCAGCCAAUGGCACCCAGCCAGUCACCACCACCAAAGCAGCCAAUAGCACCCAGUCAGCUAGCACCACUCAGACAACCACAACAGCCAUUUCAAAACCCCAAACAAGCAUGCCAUCAAAACCCAAUAUUACAGUGACCACUGCCAGUACUCCUUCCACCUCUGCUUCAGUCUCUGUAACAGUUGCACAAGCCAGAACUUCCAGAUUUGACGUGGGCAGCUUUGUAGGUGGUAUUGUCCUGACACUUGGAAUGCUAGCCAUUCUCUACAUUGGAUGCAAAACAUACCACUCAAGAAGAGGCAUUCGGUACAGAACCAUUGAUGAACAUGAUGCCAUCAUUUAAAGGUGCUUCACAGCAGACAGCAGGAAAAAAAAAGUUCUCUUUUUGUAAAGAUGAUCACAAUUCUCCAAAGCUUUUUAUGGAUCUGAUCCUGCAAAGUGCCGAGAGCCUUUUGAACACCCUGAACACCCACUGAUUUCGAAAAGCAUUGAAAGAACUGAGUGAACACUUUGUGGGAAUAGGCUUUCUACUAUAGAUGUAAUUUUUUUUAAAAUCCUAUCAAGAAUGUUCCUUAAAGCUGAGGUUAAUUCUUUCCAAUGUACGCUCAUAGAAGCUCUGAGAAACAAAAUCAUUAACACAAUGCAUUGUGUGUCAUCAAAAUUAUGACUCCAUUUGAUUACUACUUACCUCCAUAAAUGUGGGGUGUUCUACAGGUGGCACAUCAGUCUGAAUAAAUUACAGAGUCCCUUUCAAGACAAAAUACAAGUAGGUCCUGGCAGGUAAAUACAGAAGCGAGUGACUCCUACUACAUUAUGUAAAAACAAAUUUAUUUUUAACUUAAAACUUGACGUGAACUUCUGUUAAUGGUUUUUGGAUCUCAGAUUUUAGACUACAAGUGAGCUGUGGAGACUUUCCUGGUGAUCUUCAAAAUGAAAUAAGCCUUGGGAAUGGGAUGGAAGUAUUUUUUUCUUAUAAAUAAGAAAUAAGGCUAGAAAAACUUUGUAAUGUUUUUUUAUUUAGAAUUAUAAGAACAUAAAAAUGUCAUAUACUUGGGUCAGACCAUAGAUCCAUCGAGCCCAGUAUCCUGUCUCACACAGCAGAUGCUGAUGGGGAGGAUGCACAGGGCAUGUCCCAAAUCUUCUUCCCGCUUUCUCCUCUUCCACUGGAGCUUCCAGCAUUCAGAGGUUUAGGCAGUUCUGAUUCAGAGGCUGUACCCCUAUCAUCCAUAUUCAGUAUCUACUGAUGGAUGUUUUCUCCAAGAGUUGCUGGUUGAUAACCAAUUACAAAUUGAUACAUGGCAAGUCACAAAGGUAUGUGAGAGAUGAAAUUGUAACAGAAAAAACAACUUCUCUUUUAUUGUGUAUAUGAAGCUUUCCACUGAAAAUUGUUCUCGCUUGAACAUAAAAUCCCUAGUUUUCAUUUGGAAACUCCAUGUUGUGUUUCACAUGAGGUUUUAGGAAUAGUUAAGAGUUACUGUUUAAAUACCAGUGGUAAAAUAAAAGAGGUAGGGUGGCACAUAAAUAGUACAUACAGUCUUAAACCUAUUUUCAAGGCGUAUAACCUUUGUGCAUCCACACUUCACGGAAGCCAGUAGAAACACUGCUGUUGAUAACAUCAAGGGCUUUUGGGGUCAUCAGACCCUUCCUUCACUGUGAGUGCAUCCACGCAUCGCCCUACAGCGACAUAGUGAUCACACAGGUCUACAUGUGAUUACCAGCUACAUUACCAUAGUGGCGCACUCCCUGGUUAUAGCAUGCCACUACGGCAACAUAGGAGCAAAAGCUAAUCAUGUGCCACCUGCACGGUGCAGUAACCGCCCGUACUUUGCCGUGCUUUAGUACUUCCAAAAGGAAAUACUGAAGCAUAGGGAUGUGUAGACAUGCCUAAGAAUCGUACGUUAGGGGGUAAAGCUAUUUUUUGUUGCCUUCCCACUUACACUGGUGGUGUCUUAUUAAUUCUAAUUUACAUUGUUUAAGCAACAGUAGUGUGAAGCUUAAGGAAAUCCAGAUCUGUUCUCCUUUAGACUAUUUAAACAGCAAUGCACAUUUGUUCAGUUUUAGUCAGCUUUCCUUUGUGGCUGGCUCUCCACUGGAAAGUGUUUCUGUGGUGGGAAUGUUACUUUAGUGGUUAUUUCUAAUGAUAAUCCACCACCUAAUGUGCAGUCAAGCAAGAUUCAGAGGAGAAUAUAUGUGGAGCAUGGCCAGAGACAUGCAAUGCAGCACUUCAGAGGUCUUGCAUCAGUAAAAACUUUAGAAAUGUUUAAUAGAAAUAUUUUAUUCUUGUUAAGUCUUGCACUUUCCUAAAAGUUGAAAAUGGCCUUUUGGGGAUUGUUUUUCUAUUCCUAAAGAAUCUAAAUAUUUUUUUUCCUCUGAAAGAGAGAGCCGGGCUUGGCAAACCCUCCCUUAUCCAAGUAGUUCUUACUCCUACAAUGUGGGACUGUUCCCAGCCUGACAAUCACUUUCACAUGUGACUUUAUUUCUUUUUUAAGCUAGAGAAAAAAUGUUUUAAAGUAUUUUAAGUGAUUCUUAUUUACACUGUUUGGGGGAAAUUCAUGUAUUUUUCUUUCUUUCUUUCUAUUAGCUAAACUCUACCAGUUUGCAAAGCAUUAUUCUACCACAUGUUGGUUCUUACUUUUCCUUUUAUAGUACCAGAGUUUUACUGUCUUAAGUGCUACUCAGUAGGGUUACUGAGAUCCACUGACCUGUGUACAGAUAAAUAAUAAAAUGAAAAUUGUGUUUUAAG